AUGGCGGCGGCCGCGGCGCUCCCGGGCGCGGGCGGGCCUCCCGCGGGCGGCGGGGCCGGCGGCGGCGCGGGCGGCGGGUCCCCGCCGGGCGGGUGGGCCGUGGCGCGCCUCGAGGGCCGCGAGUUCGAGUACCUGAUGAAGAAGCGCUCGGUGACCAUCGGCCGCAACUCGUCGCAGGGCUCGGUGGACGUGAGCAUGGGCCACUCGAGCUUCAUCUCGCGGCGCCACCUGGAGAUCUUCACGCCCCCGGGCGGCGGCCAUGGCGGGGCGGCCCCCGAGCCCGCGGCGCAGCCCGGGCCCGACGCCGGCGGCGACUUCUACCUGCGCUGCCUCGGCAAGAACGGCGUGUUCGUGGACGGCGUGUUCCAGAGGCGCGGGGCGCCGCCGCUGCAGCUGCCGCGCGUGUGCACCUUCAGGUUCCCGAGCACAAACAUCAAGAUUACGUUCACUGCCUUGUCCAGCGAGAGGAAGGAGAAGCAGGAGGCGCCCGAGUCCCCGGUGAAGCCCGUGCAGGCCCACAUCUCUCCCUUGACCAUCAACAUUCCAGACACCAUGGCCCACCUGAUCAGCCCCCUGCCCUCCCCCACGGGAACCAUCAGUGCUGCAAACUCCUGCCCAUCCAGCCCUCGGGGAGCAGGGUCUUCAGGGUACAAAAUGGGCCGUGUGAUACCAUCUGACCUCAAUUUAAUGGCUGACAACUCACAGCCAGAAAAUGAAAAGGAAGCUUCAGGUGGAGACAGCCCAAAGGACGACUCAAAGCCACCUUACUCCUAUGCACAGCUAAUUGUACAGGCGAUUACGAUGGCUCCCGAUAAACAGCUCACCCUCAAUGGGAUUUACACACACAUCACUAAAAACUAUCCGUACUACAGGACCGCGGACAAGGGCUGGCAGAAUUCAAUUCGCCACAAUCUCUCUCUGAAUCGUUAUUUCAUCAAAGUACCACGUUCCCAGGAAGAACCAGGCAAAGGCUCGUUCUGGAGGAUAGACCCUGCCUCUGAGAGCAAACUGGUAGAGCAGGCUUUUAGGAAGAGACGGCCUAGGGGCGUGCCUUGCUUUAGAACCCCUCUGGGACCGCUCGCGUCUAGAAGUGCCCCCGCCUCUCCUAAUCACACUGGAGUGCUGUCUGCUCACUCCAGCGGUGCCCAGACCCCCGAGAGCCUGUCGAGGGAAGGUUCGCCGGCCCCCCUGGAGCCUGAGCCUGGCACCUCACAGCCCAAACUGGCUGUCAUCCAGGAGGCACGGUUUGCCCAGAGUGCACCAGGCUCCCCUCUGUCUAGCCAGCCUGUUUUAAUUGCUGUGCAGCGACAGCUGCCCCCGACGAUCAAGCCCGUCACCUAUACUGUCACUGCCCCUGUGACCACCUCGACCUCCCAGCAGCCCGUCGUGCAGACGGUUCACGUUGUCCACCAGAUCCCGGCAGUGUCCGUCACCAGUGUGGCCGGACUGGCCCCAGCGAACACGUACACCGUCGCGGGGCAGGCCGUAGUCACACAGACGGCGGUGCUGGCCCCUCCCAAAGCAGAGCCACAGGAGAAUGGAGAUCACCGAGAAGUGAAAGUGAAAGUGGAACCUAUUCCCGCAAUGAGCCAGGCCACCCUGGGCGCCGCCAGCCGGGUGAUUCAGACGGCACAGCCCACCCCUGUCCAGACGGUCACCAUCGUGCAGCAGGCACCUCUUGGGCAGCACCAGCUGCCAAUAAAAACUGUGACACAAAACGGGACUCACGUGGUGCCAGUCCCCGCCGCUGUGCACGGCCCGGUAAACAACGCAGCAGCAAGUCCUCUGCACAUGCUGGCGACACAUGCGUCAGCGUCGGCCUCCCUGCCCACAAAGCGCCACAAUGGCGACCAGUCGGAGCAGUCAGAGCUUAAGCGGGUCAAGACCGAGGACGGGGAGAGCAUCGUCAUCGCCCUGAGCGUGGACGCGCCGCCGGCGGCCGUGAGGGAGAAGGGCGCCCAGAACUAGCGGCCCUGGAGCUUCCCACUUCCCUGUCGACUCUGGUGCCAAAGGAGACACUGCCCUUCACGGAUGCCGGGAGCGCGUCCCUCGGGGGCAGAGGGCCCUGCGGUUGGACUUCACGUCAGCACUGAAAACACAAAACCCAGGUGGCCUUAAAACUCCUUAAAGACAGAAAUCACACCUGAACUUGAAACCACACAACAAACCUGGUCCCAGCAGAGUCCCCGCCCAGCGCUCGCCUUUUAACCCUGAGCAGACUCGGCCCUUCCGAGUGAGGACGGCGCCUGGUGCGAGCAGGUGGGCCCGACGGCCCUCCUGAAGGGGACAGCGAGGAGCCACCUCAGGACCCCGGGCUGCAGAUGAGACAGUAUUUUGUUGUUCACAUGUGGAAUUAGAGUAUUUUGAGGUUACUUUCUUUACAGAAUAAUGGGGUCUUUGACAUUUCAGAUCACUCCAUUUCUACUCUGGAAGUUUGGACCCACACAGGACCUUUCGUGUGGGUUCCAUUUGAGAAAAGAACAGCAUAGCUCUGUUUUCGUUGCUUGUUUCCAGCCUCUGGAAGGAUUUCCGGUGUGCUGUUCAAGAUCGGGAGGAGUUCGUGAUGGCAGCAGCCCCGUCCUGGUGGAGCAGCUGCCUGAUGAGUUUACUCCUCCGUGUCGGUGUGUAGGACGGACAGAUGGACUCGGCGGGCUGCAUGGAUGAACUGCUGGACUUGCGGGCUGCACUUGUUUUUCUUGCUACUUUUUGUUGUUUCUUUGUGUUGACUUUGUCCCUGGCAUCAUUUUCCACUCUAAGUAAAACAAGUCUCCUAAGUAUUGUGUGUUUAAAAUAACAGAACUAUUCCUACUUUAUUUGGGGGGAAAAUUCAAUCUUUUAUCACACACCCUCCCUUUCCAAUAAUGUCCCAGAGCUCUUGGUGACAGUGUGUUGUCUUAGGUGCCCUCACCAACUCAGCAUCGUCUGACCAGCUGUCUGCCCGACUCUGCCCCACUCACCCUGCUGCUGGGGCGGGGCAGAAACUGCUUGUUAAUACAGGGUCUUGGAAGCAAGCGCCCUGUGGAUAAAUAUUGGAAACAUCUAAGUUGUUUUCUGAUUUGUAACAGGAAAUUUCCCUCAACCUUUCAAAACUGCAUCCCCUACUAAGGCUGACUUCUCUCCUACAAAAAAUAAAAGCAAGAGAAAAGAAAACCAAGGUGAGAACGGAAAGUAGGAGGCACGCCUCACGGCCUCAGCUCAUGCUCCUCUGGAAGAAACCACUCGCCUUUCCAGAGUGUUCUGGGGGUCAGGGCUGAGCAGCCGUGCAGCUCGAGAGGUUUGGCCUCAUUAUGAAUUUUUAAAUGUCAUCAUCAUAACAUUAUUUAUUUAAAUGUAGUUUGGUAUUUAAUUUUUUUUUUAAAGAGAGGGAAAAAAACCUGUAUUUUCCUGGUGGAAUGAAACAACUCAGAAUGGUAUAUUUAGGCAAUUUUAAAACACUUCUUAUUUACCUAAAGACCAAAUAUGAUCAAUUUGUUCUAAGUAUUGUGUGUCAAUCCAAAGUAUGGAGCUGUCACGAUGUUACUGCAGAUGAUGCGUAUUAAAGAUUAUGAACUUGCUGCACAGUAGCUGGAUUUAUACUCAGCCAUUUAAAAAUAAAACGGAACCAUCAAGUGAAUGAGACCACGUGUGUGAUGGGCCGAGUCCAAGUCGCAGACUCGAGCGGGCGGGCGCACCCCGGGCAGCACUGUUAUCUUCGGGCAUUUCAGACACCUUGGAACAUGUGUCUUCACUUGGCUUUUUGUUCGGAAGGUUAGCAAACUGCAGAAUAACUCAGACUGUGCCGUGUCCUGUGGGGUGCCCCAGGGAGCUGUCGGUAGGUGAGUGGACAGGACCACCCCAGGGGGGAACUUGGCUUAGGCAGCAGAGAGCAGACACACGGUUGUCCUCCUGGAGACACGUCCACAUGGCAGCGUGCCUGUCACUACCGGGGGGCGGGCGGGCGCAUCCUCCCUGCUGAAGCCCAGCCCAUCUUCUGGUUAUUUCUGAGCCCAAAACAGAGCUUUUGGGUCUGGAGGAAUUUCUGCUGGGAUGAUAAGUACCCAGUUCUCAAACUUUAAAAAGAGUUUUUUGUGUGGGGGGGGGUUUGGUUUGUUUUUGCUGGACUGUGCCUUUUUCAGAGGUGAGGGUGUUCUCUGUACUUUGUCCUUCCUGUUACCUUAUUAGUCGGCUCACUAGUUGGCGCAUAGAAAUAUAAGGAGGAGGCUGGAAGAAACACGGAUUAGAAAACUACCAUAGUCCAAGCAAGUUUUUUUUUUCAACUUAGCUCUGAGUCCCCAAGAGCCCUCAACACACCAAGGCCCCCAGAGCCGUGUCCCUGCCACACCCUGGAGGCCUGGUGCGACAACCUUGUGUCCCACUGAGCUCCCUCCCGGCUGUCCACUGGCACUUUUUAACGUCUUGUUUUAAGAAGUUUCUACUUUGACUUUUGCCAAACUUCUGAGCUCCCUGAGGGACUAGAACCUUCGUUCCUGCAGCUUUGCCCAGAACCAAACAAAACUCUGAGAGGGGAACU
Molecule: messenger RNA, 4510 nt
Organism: Molossus molossus (Pallas's mastiff bat)
Lineage: Eukaryota; Metazoa; Chordata; Mammalia; Chiroptera; Molossidae
Gene: FOXK2
Product: forkhead box K2
Exons: 9
Coding region: 1-1968 (655 amino acids)
Biological process (GO): regulation of transcription by RNA polymerase II
Molecular function (GO): DNA-binding transcription factor activity, RNA polymerase II-specific; RNA polymerase II cis-regulatory region sequence-specific DNA binding; protein binding
Source: RefSeq, a predicted model, not a curated record